Molecule: messenger RNA, 1350 nt
Organism: Vigna unguiculata (cowpea)
Lineage: Eukaryota; Viridiplantae; Streptophyta; Magnoliopsida; Fabales; Fabaceae
Biological process (GO): positive regulation of transcription by RNA polymerase II
Cellular component (GO): transcription regulator complex; mediator complex
Source: RefSeq, a predicted model, not a curated record
UUCACCCUGAAGCUGAAUUGUAGUGCAAUGCAACAACUACAUUUGCCAUAAUUUUCAUUAACAAUCAUCAAGAAUACCUAUUCAAGGGUAGCAUGACCAUCGGAGAAAAAGCCACGGAGGGUGAUAAAAAUGGUGGACAUGAGAAUGCAAACAAUGAAUCCCCUGCAGUUCCACCAGAAGCAACAGCAGAUGAGAUGUUUGAUGAUUUUCUUAAACAGCUAUGCAAUGACGAUGAUGGUUUACCACUGGAAAAUGAUGUUUUUGACGGUCUUCUACAACCAUAUGAGAGGAAUACUCUGGAUGAUGUUUUACUAGGAGUUCUUAAAGAGAUGGAAGAAGGAGAACGGAGAGAAAUGGUAGCAGAUACUCCAUCACAUAGUGUCAGAAAAGACGCAACUCCAACUGUAGAAGAUGAAGUAGGAGGCAACAUGGGUGCAGUGAAUCCAAUCCUCACCUCAGAAAACUGUUCAAGUGGUAUGAAUAACACCACAGUUGGAUUUAGUAAUCUGAUAUUCUCUGACACAACAGGAAACUCAGUGAAUCAAUUUCAAUCACCAAGCUUCCCAAUGCUUACUUGUGGUGGUAGUAGCAGCAGCAUUCACCAACCAUUUCCAAAGCCCCUUCAAUUCCAAGCGAUUGGAAUCACUAUACGAGGAACUGCUGCAAUGAAGCAUCGAUUUAAUCAGGGACUUCUUUCCCCUCCUCCACCAUCUCUCGCCGAUUUUCAUGCCUUCGUCUGUGCAUGGGAGGGAUGUUUGAUUGGAAAAGUUUAUCCGAAUCGUGAAUCUCUUAAUGUUGCAAAGGCAGUGAGGAAACCAACAUCACCUGUCACGCUUACUUCUGAUUGGAGGAGUACCCUGCGAAUCGUCUGCUUCUUACCCACAAAGACUGUGAACUAUACACUGAAGAUAUGUGGCGGAGCAAUUGAUUAUGUGUUCUUUCACGUAACUGAAUUCAACAACCUUGACGUGUACGAGCAUCUGAGCAAAAAGAAAAUGUGUGCAAAAGUUGAACUCCCUUCAGAGACUAUAAUCUUAUCUGCAACCGAAAGCAAAUAUCACUACUUAGGAACAAUUAUUCCUAGGGAUACAGUAUUUAUUCAACCCGUCUAAGUUUGCAUUUUGGCUCCAAAGAGCGAGACCAAAAUCAUGGACAGAAGGACAUGAAAUCACAGAAAGAGAUCAUGAAGCAAUUGCAUUGUAUCAUGAAAUCGAGGAUGAAUACAAACCAGUAUUCCCUGAUAUUGUUACAUAUAAUAAAUAUCAAAUAAUAAGACUGAAAUACCGUAUAAAUAAUUGUAAUAGUUAGUACAAAAAUGACUUGGACUUUUGUUAAACUCAGUACUAGGAG